AUGGGAGGAGGAGGAACAGAAGCGUUUCCUGAUCUUGGAGAGCACUGCCAAAACCCAGAUUGCAAACUCCUCGAUUUUCUUCCUUUCACUUGUGAUGGCUGCAAAUUGGUGUUUUGUUUGGACCAUAGAUCGUAUAAGUCUCACGAUUGUCCGAAAUCAGAUCACGGAAGCAGAACAGUUUCGAUCUGCGAGACAUGUUCUGUAGCGAUUGAGACAACUGGUUUCGACGAAGAAGGAAUCAAAUCUUUGCUUGAGAAACACGAAAAAUCCGGAGAUUGUGACCCAAAGAAGAAGAAGAAGCCAAUCUGUCCUGUCAAGCGUUGCAGAGAGAUUCUGACUUUUGCCAACAACCUUACUUGCAAAGAUUGUGGGGUCAAGUUCUGUCUUAAACACAGGUUUCCGACAGAUCAUGUCUGUAACAAGAAGACCAUUACUAAUACAGCAGCAGGAACAAGCUCGACGUGGAAUGAGAAGUUUAUGGAAGCUUUGAGCUUGAGAAACAAGAAAGGAUGUGGAAGAGGAACUUCUGUUUCAUCAAAUUCUCCAUCUGUUAGAUCCUUUUAG
Molecule: messenger RNA, 564 nt
Organism: Microthlaspi erraticum
Lineage: Eukaryota; Viridiplantae; Streptophyta; Magnoliopsida; Brassicales; Brassicaceae
Source: the annotation of a GenBank genome assembly